Messenger RNA from Belonocnema kinseyi, 2541 nucleotides. RefSeq names its product solute carrier family 15 member 1-like. The coding region runs from base 91 to 2274 and encodes 727 amino acids. Gene Ontology annotation, biological process: transmembrane transport; oligopeptide transport. NCBI's taxonomy places the organism in Eukaryota, Metazoa, Arthropoda, Insecta, Hymenoptera, Cynipidae. The record is from RefSeq and is a predicted model, not a curated record. Gene Ontology annotation, cellular component: membrane. The transcript has 17 exons. Gene Ontology annotation, molecular function: dipeptide transmembrane transporter activity.
UCCAACUUAUCUCUCCCAUCCAAGUAGCGCGGCGACGAUUCAAAGAAAACUCUAGGGGCACUGUCGCUGGGUUAACCGUAUUAGAAUUCAAUGAAGUACCCACGUUCCAUAUUCUUAAUAAUUGCAACCGAAUUUUGUGAGCGUCUAUCUUUUUGUGGAUUGAGAACAAUUUUGUCUCUUUAUCUACGCAAUGUAUUGUUAUUUCAAGAAAACGAGGCUACAAUAAUUUACCAUAUUUUUAUAAUGUUCUGUUAUCUGGUGCCAGUAAUUGGAGCAAUUCUUGCAGACAGUUUUUUCGGAAGAUUUAGAACAAUUUUAUAUUUCUCAGUAGUAUACAUCAUAGGGAAUAUCCUGAUGUGCAUUGCUGCCACUCCGCCCAUUUCAUUUUGGCCUAUAUGUAUGACAUUUAUUGGAUUACUUUUUAUCGCGUCUGGAACUGGAGGAAUUAAGCCAUGUGUCGCAGCGUUCGGUGGAGAUCAGUUUCAUUUGCCAAAAGAAGAAAAAUAUCUGCAAAAAUUUUUUUCCAUAUUUUAUUUCACAAUUAACUUUGGAGGAUUUCUGGGAAUGAUAUUGAUUCCAGCUUUAAACACAACCAUCACCUGUUUUGGUGAUGAUACUUGCUAUGCUCUAGGUUUUGGAUUUCCUGCAACCUUAAUGAUAAUUGCAUUAUUACUCUUUCGGCUUGGAAGACCUCAUUAUCGCUUGAAAUACCCUAAAGAAAAUAUAAUACUCAGUUUCUUCAGUUGUAUUUUCUACGCUGUCAAAAAAUCCUGCAAAAGUAGAAAAAAUGAUGAAGAUAAAGAACAUUGGUUGGAUAAUGCUCAAGAUAAAUUUCCAGAAAAUUUUAUUGCUGAUAUAAAAAGAGUCCUUGCAGUUUUAUAUCUAUACAUCCCUCUUCCUUUAUUUUGGAGCCUAUUUGACCAACAGGGCUCACGUUGGACAUUUCAAGCGUCAAGGAUGAAUGGGUACAUCUGGGGGAUACAAUUGUUGCCAGAUCAGAUCCAGGUUAUAAACCCAGCAAUAGUUCUUUUUUUGAUUCCACUUUUUGAUAAAGGCAUAUAUCCCAGAAUUUUAAAAAACUGCAAAUUGCACUCUUCUUUAAAUCGAAUGUUCAUCGGAGGCAUUUUUGCUGGAUUGGCAUUUGUCAUCAGUGGCCUCUUAGAAUUAAAAUUAGAGAAAAUGUAUCCAGAUUUUGUUGGAAAAGGAGAAGCCUCUGUCAAUUUCAUCAAUACUUUAGAUUGCGAUAUUGGAUGCAAGGGAUCUUUUUUUCCAGACUUCACUUUAAAUAAAGGGGAGAAAAAAGUUGUCAAUCUGACUGCCCAGAAUUUUUCCUCGUACAAUGUUUAUAUUGAAGCACCUUUUGAUUGUUGGAAAUCGGAAUUGAUCAAUCUAACUCUGAGUACCUACGUAAAAGCAAAAGAACUUCAGGUUGAUACGUUUUUAAUUGGAAUCGUUGAAAAGAAAAUUAUUAUCUUUGAAACUGAACCAGAUUCAUAUUCAAAAAGUCGCAGUGGUCGUCCAAAAUUACGGUUUAUUUUUAUGAGAGAUUCUAAUAGCAGCAAUAAUGUGAUGAUCGUAUUGAAAAAUAAAAAGAAACUUGAAGAUAAAUAUCUCGUGCCUGAUGGAAAGCUUCUGUCAGAGUCAGCUUAUAUUGAAUUAGAACCAGGCUUUUUACAGUACACAAUUUCAAAUGGUAUAGAUCCAGGUGUGAGUCAUCAAACUUCAAAAAAAUUAGAUUUAGGUGGAGUUUACAUUAUUGUUAUCAGAGUUCAAAAUCGACAUGUCGUUUUUCAUAAACUAUUUACGAUGACACCACCCAAUGAGAUUCACAUGCUAUGGAUUUUACCCCAAUAUCUAUUGAUUUCUAUUGCAGAAGUUAUGUUUGCUAUUUCUGGGCUAGAAUUUUCAUUCACCCAGGCACCGAGCAGCAUGAAAACUGUCACAAUCGCUGCUUGGUAUGUCAGUGUGGCUAUGGGUAAUUUUUUGAUAAUAAUUGUGAUUCAAGCUCAUCUUUUCAAAAGCCAAGCCAAUGAAUUUUUUUUAUUUGCUGGAUUAAUUUUACUGACCAUGCUGAUAUUUGGCGCUAUGGUAAGAAGAUAUCAGUUUGUUCUAAUGGAGGCAGAUUCGAGUGUUGAACUAUUUUCAGUUUUUCUGAAUCGAGAACAAGAAGCUUCUCCUUUGAUAAAAGUUACAAAUAAUAAAAGAUUGAGUCACGAAUAUUCAGUUACAUUCUCGAAUUCUUCAAUAUCUACUUCCUCAGUUUCAGAUUCGUAAAAAAAUAUUUCUUGUAAUCGAGGAAAAUCUCAAUUUAUGAAAGAAUUUACUCACGAAGACAAUAUUAAAUUACGAUAAGAUAAGCAGGAUAUAAUCUUGUGGACCACUUUUCCUCAAUAGUUUGAAUUCGCAUAAGGAAUUGAAUUACGGUUUCUCCUUGACACAAAAUUACAUAAUUUGACUUCGGACAGUGAAAGUUCUUUUAUAGCGAAAUUAUGCUAGGUAUAAAUCAAAGUGAAAAGUACAAUUUAAAUAUUUGAAUGAAUU